Fusarium poae is the source of this 1209-nucleotide messenger RNA. RefSeq lists its product as uncharacterized. Lineage: Eukaryota; Fungi; Ascomycota; Sordariomycetes; Hypocreales; Nectriaceae. Gene Ontology annotation, molecular function: protein binding. The record is from RefSeq and is a predicted model, not a curated record. The transcript has 3 exons. Bases 1 to 1209 code for a protein of 402 amino acids.
AUGGACAAACUUCCAGAGGAGUGCUGCUGCAUGAUCAGCUCCUAUCUCACCAAGCAGGAUCGUUCGAAUCUUAAAUUGGCCUGCAAAACGUUCUAUGAGUGUUUCUCUCCAGGCGACUGGAGACAAGUUACGUUUUCUUGCGGUGUGGACGAGCUCAAUCAUACCUUGGAAUUAUUUCUGGACAAGAAGUAUGAAAUAAAGCACACGUUCAUCAAGAAGAUUUCUGUUUGCCUAAAAGGACGUCUUUGGCCUCCUAAGCCACCAGCUGCCGGCCUCGUUAAGCGACUUGUUAGCAGUCUCUCCAAGAUGGUCAACGCCGAGCAAAUUAAGCUAUGUAUCCAGGACUACAAAGCUCAAUUUAUCAACGGUGCUGAAUUCUCUCGUCUUUUGGCCGUGACCAGCCGAUGGGAUAAUGUCACGACGCUCUACCUGGAGUGUUCCGCACACAUGGCUGUUGCAGCUCUCAACCAUUGCAAUCCCGACGUCCUGAAGAAUGUGUCACUCAAUACCUGGUGCGGGCGUCAUCAAUACAAAAGCAUAAAGUACUUAGAGCUCCAGUCUAUGUACUCAACCCAGCCGUGUUCACUCGAGACGCUCUCCAUAUUCUUCGACCCCGGUUGGGCCUACUACGCCAUCAACGAAGGAUUCGGGGUUCAAGUACAGGGAAUCCAGCAGGUCACGGAAGAUUUCCCUGGUCUCAAGUGUCUGUACAUUCUUGGGCCUGUUAAGGUGCCUUAUGGUCAUUCACCAUCUGACGCCUCGCACUACCGGGAACUCGAACUUGGUUUUGAGUGGCUCUAUGAAGUGUUGAACAGUUCCAGCAUUGAGCAUUUUGCCAUCGAGAUCAAUUUAGAACGGCUUGACGACGAGUUCAAAGCUCUCGCUGUGGCUAUAGGCUUGCAUGGAAAACCGCCUGCCGAAUGUGAGGACUUUUUUGACGACGAUGGCUAUCUCGAAGAGUCCCAUCAAAUCGAUAAUGUCGAUCUCAUUCAGUGGUAUAGCAACCUCACCGACCGUAUCCUCGAAGCAUGCCCAAACUUACAGACAGUGAGGGUAUGCUACAAGUCCAAAUGCUAUGGCCAUAAGCCCGAACCUGAAGCUUAUACCUAUGGUCAUCGCCUUGAUAAUGGAAGGACGUUUACCGAGUUAUGUAAGGGGGAUUGGGACCAUGCAUUUCAGAGACGUCCGGAUCUUACUUCCGACUCUUGA